CGAGCAGACUCUCUCCGUUGUGGUAUCGCGAUCUCUGAGCUGGCUCAUCCUUUUCCUUCUGCAGGACAUCCCAUCAACAUCAUCCCUUCAGCGGCACCUCGACCGACGCCUUUGGCCCAUGCCGUCUCACACACACGUUUACAGCGAAAACGACCUCUUCGCAAAGCAUCUUGCGAGCCAUCGUAGCUCCCUUCGCUGCACCCGGUCUUCCUAGUCCAGCGCGCAACCCCAGACCGUUGGUGCAGUGACGCCCCCAGCCGCUCUUCGGCUCCCUGGGCCCCGCCAUGGAGAGCGCAGCGCAAGCCCUCAGCCAUGUCCACGACCUGUACGUCCGCUCCGGCGGCAUUGCCCCUUCGGGCACACAGAGGCCGCCGGCGUUCAAGGCGAUCGGCAUAGGGUUGGCGGUGGGAUCGGGAGCCUUCAUUGGGACCUCGUUCGUGCUCAAGAAGGUCGGGCUGCUGAAGGCCAACGAGAAGUACAACGAAGUCGCCGGCGAAGGGUACGGAUACCUCAAGAACUUCUACUGGUGGGCCGGCAUGAUCCUCAUGAUCCUGGGCGAGGGCCUCAACUUUGCCGCCUACGCUUUUACGGAUGCCAUCCUGGUCACGCCGCUGGGGGCGCUUUCGGUCGUCAUUACCACCAUUCUCUCGGCCAUCUUCUUGAAGGAGCGCCUGAGCCUGGUCGGUAAAGUCGCUUGCUUCCUGUGCAUCGUCGGCUCCGUGGUCAUCGUCAUGAACGCGCCCGAGUCGUCGUCGGUCAGCAACAUUCAGGAGAUGCAGGGUUUUGUCAUUCACCCGGCAUUCCUGACAUACGCUGGCGUCAUCAUUGUGGGCUCCGCGAUCGCCGCCUUCUGGCUCGGCCCAAAGUAUGGGAGCAAGAACAUGCUGGUAUACAUCUCCAUCUGCAGCUGGAUCGGCGGCCUUAGCGUCGUUGCGACCCAGGGACUGGGCGCGGCCAUCGUUGCGCAGGCGAGCGGUACGCCGCAGUUUAAUCAGUGGUUUCUCUACGUCCUGCUGGUUUUCGUCAUCGGGACGCUCCUGACCGAGAUCAUCUUUCUGAAUAAAGCGCUCAACAUCUUCAACGCCGCCCUGGUUACGCCCACAUACUACGUUUACUUCACGACUACAACCAUCAUCAGCUCGGCCGUCCUGUUUCGAGGUUUCAAGGGGACUCCGACCUCCAUCGUCACGAUGGUCAACGGGUUCUUGACCAUCUGCGCCGGUGUUGUCCUGCUUCAGCUGUCCAAAUCCGCCAAGGACGUCCCCGACGCUGCCGUAUUUUCUGGAGACUUGGACCAGAUCCACACCAUCGCCGAGCAGGAACAGCCGGAAACGGAGCCCAAGGCGGAUGCCAUCAGGGGCACGGCCGCCAUCGUCAGGAGGUUGUCUUCUGCCAGACAGAAGAUGGAGCUUGACGAACUCAAGCGGAUGCACGAAGAGAAGCUCCAGGAGAGCCUCGCACCCGUGACCGAGAACGGCGCGCCUCAGUACGAGUGGGACGGGAUCAGGCGCCGGCGGACCACGACCUUCAGCACCCACAGAUCCAGAACAGGCACUCCAGGGUCCACCCACCUCGCGCCGCCGACACCACACCCGCCCCUAGGCUGGUCGCACUUCCCGACGGAGGAGGAGCUGGCCGAAGCAAACAGGCCCAUCUCCCCGGCCCUGUCCAGCAUCGUCGGCACCAUCCGCACGAGAGCACGCAGCGUCCUCCUCCCCGGCCAUCCCGACUUCCGUCCCAAAACCCCCGACGCCAACAAGGUACAGAGCCCGAUGCACCCCGUCCAGCUUACCUCCGUCGCCGUCGCCGGCUCCAAACCCGCCACGUCGACCGACGACUACGACACCCCGCCAGGCACCGCCAGCUCCUCGGCCCGCCGCAUCCAGUUCGGCGGCCUUCCUACCCGCAACAUCUCGGACGCCAGCAAAGAGGAGGACGCCUCCUCCGUCCCACCAACCCCGCCCCCGCACGCCACCGCGCGCCGCCAGUUCUCCUUCCAGAGUAUGUUCAGACGCCACCAGCACGACAGCCGAACCACCAGCAGCAGGGACGGCGCACCGGCCGAUCGCCACCGUCCGGGCUCAUCCCGCCCGACCUCCUCCCGCCACGGCAUCUCCUCGCGGGGGUAUUCUAGUCCGCAUGUCCACGGCGCGACCGAGGAGGAGACCCUGGGGCUGGUCCAAGGAGAUUCCAACGCCUCGGGCACCGACGAGCUGUCGGUUCCCGCUUUGCGGAGAUACGCUGGUGAUGACGACGAUGGUGAUGACAACAACGACCACCUUGACCAUAACAACAACCACGGCCGUGAGUAUCAUAGCGACAAGGACGACGACGACGACGACGACGACGACGACGACGAAGAUGACGGGGGGUACGCUAGAAAGGGGUAUCGCGGCGACGGGGACCGCGCGGGCGCGUCCCGGCUGUACGGGCACAGCAUCACCAGGGGGUAUACCGCCGCUCCGAGGAGGACGAGUGUGCCGAGGUCAUGGCGUAGAGAUGAGGAACAUGACAUGAUUGGGUUGGGUUUGGGGGUGGAUGAGAAGCGCGCCGGCGAGGUCCGGCAAGAGAAGGAGGAGAAGAGGGGGAGGUCACGCAAGAGGGGAGGAACUCGGGAUGCCGGUCUUGAUGACCGGUCGCGCAGCGCUGGCGAAGAGGAAGAUAAGCCGCCGCCGCCGCCGCCUCAUGGAGGGACGUAUCGAGGGAAACCGGGUGCUUUCAUAUAAGGGGCCGAGUUUCCUCUUUUUGUUGUGUUAUAACGGGAUCGCGCGGGCGUGGCAUGACGACAUGACGUUUGAACGAGAAGGGCCCUUUUGGUGGCCUAUACAAGACAUCUCGAACAUUUCCUG
Molecule: messenger RNA, 2849 nt
Organism: Thermothelomyces thermophilus ATCC 42464
Lineage: Eukaryota; Fungi; Ascomycota; Sordariomycetes; Sordariales; Chaetomiaceae
Exons: 2
Coding region: 285-2726 (813 amino acids)
Biological process (GO): magnesium ion transport
Cellular component (GO): membrane
Molecular function (GO): magnesium ion transmembrane transporter activity
Source: RefSeq, a predicted model, not a curated record